UCUCUCUCUCUCUCUUAAGUCUCGUUGUCACUUACUCAACACAGCCUUCAACUGUCAUUCUCUCAGGCGACUCUUGCCAUUGACCUCUCUCAUAAAGUCUCUCUCUUUUCUCCACCUCUGUUCUUGGCCAUGUUCCUUCACAGUCAAGCUCUCUUCCUCACAUUCAUCGCACUUCUCGGAAUCCACCAACUGCCUUUACCAACAGAAGCAGAGUGCCCAUUGGACUUGACUUCAUCAAACUUCACUCUCGUGGCCUCCGUCUGCUCCAACAACACCGACAGAGCCAAAUGCUGCCGCUACAUGAACGCCUUCGUCGCUGUAUCCGUCUCCCGCUACGCUAACCACACAUCAGAUCUCGGAGUCACACCGGACUCAACCUCCAUCUGCAUUACCACCAUCUCCAGAACCAUGGAGCUCUACGGCAUCCCAACGUACGCAACCCUCUUCUGCGGUCUAGGCACCAAGAUUCUCGUCAGCUACGACUGCGAAGGUCUCACCACUGUAACUCAAAUGCUCCAGUCCCCGAAGUUUGGAGAUGUUUCAAGAAACUGCAAGCUGCCUCUCUCGCCGGGAGACCAGUGCAGAGGUUGCUUGAACUCGGGUAUCACUUACCUUCGUAGUUUGGUGGAUAGAGGGAAUAACAUUAAGAUGAGUACUUGUCGUGAUGCAACCUAUGCUGCUUUGGCUAGCCGUGUUGAUAGCUCUUCGGCUCUUGGGCUCGCUAGCUGCUUCUUUAAUGUGACUGAGCUCAGCACCACUCCAGAGUUUCCGUUGAGUCCAGAAGCUUCUCCAGUUCCAGUGGUAGCUGAUAGUCCAAGUGGCGAUGAUCUUGUUUUGUCUCCGAGGAAAAGUCACCAUUCAUAUCACUUGACAGUGGUUCCGGCUAUUGGGAUCGCUGUUACAGCUUUCUCCGUUGUGAUGCUCGCUGUCCUAAUGGUUCUUAUCCAAAGAAAGAAACGGGAACUUGAUGAUGAUGAUGAUGACUCCGAGGGGAAGGAUCAUAAUCCAACAAAGACGCUUCCUUCUUCUUCUCCCCGCCCUAAAGUAAUGAUGAUUCAUGAAGGUCAUUCUUUGGCUUUUAGGAAAUUCAGCUACAAGGAGAUAAGGAAAGCAACUAAAGAUUUCAGCGAGGUGAUUGGCAGUGGGGGAUUUGGGACUGUUCACAGAGCUGAGUUUAGUAAUGGGUUGGUUGCAGCUGUGAAAAGGAUGAACAGGAGCUCUGAACAAGCAGAUGAUGAGUUUUGCAGAGAGAUAGAGCUUCUAGCCAGGCUGCAUCACCGCCAUCUUGUUGCUUUGAAAGGCUUUUGUACUAAGAAGAAUGAGAGGUUCCUUGUGUACGAGUAUAUGGCAAAUGGGAGCCUGACGGAUCAUCUACAUUCCACAGAGAAACCUCCACUUAGUUGGGCAACAAGGAUGAAAAUCGCAAUUGAUGUGGCUAAUGCUCUGGAAUACCUUCAUCUCUACUGUGACCCACCUCUCUGUCACAGAGACAUAAAGUCGAGCAACAUAUUACUCGACGAGAACUUUGUUGCCAAGCUUGCAGAUUUUGGCCUUGCACAUGCUUCCAGAGAUGGCUCCAUUUGUUUUGAACCUGUUAACACUGAUAUCCGUGGAACUCCAGGCUAUGUAGAUCCAGAGUACGUUGUAACACAAGAACUGACGGAGAAGAGCGACGUGUACAGCUACGGAGUGGUGUUGCUAGAGAUCAUAACAGGGAGAAGAGCUGUCGAUGAAGGUAGGAACCUUGUGGAGAUGUCUCAGCCUUUACUGGUAUCAGAAUCAAGACGGGUAGAUCUUGUGGAUUCUAGAAUCAAAGACUGCAUAGAUGGAGAGCAGCUGGAAACAGUGGUGGCGGUUGUGAGAUGGUGCACGGAGAAAGAAGGCGUGGCUAGGCCAUCGAUCAAGCAAGUCCUGAGGCUGCUUUGCGAGAGCUGUGAUCCGUUGCAUCUGGAGCUUGCAAUGGCGGUUGAAGAGCACAAAGGGAGGUCACUGAGAGGUGGUGACUCAGGCUUGGCUUCUUCAUCUAGUACUACUUCAAGGUCGCAUUGUAGCAGGAGUUUCCUGCUUGAGACUGGCUCUCCACCAAAUGGUCUCUCCUUUUGAGUCUUUAGUAAAUUUGGCAUUUUGGAUAAUGAUCAACUUGUUUUCUAAUUGCAAAUUUUGGAAGA
Messenger RNA from Raphanus sativus (radish), 2168 nucleotides. Its product is annotated as probable receptor-like protein kinase At1g49730. The record is from RefSeq and is a predicted model, not a curated record. Lineage: Eukaryota; Viridiplantae; Streptophyta; Magnoliopsida; Brassicales; Brassicaceae. The transcript is spliced from 9 exons. Bases 130 to 2103 code for a protein of 657 amino acids. Gene Ontology annotation, molecular function: ATP binding; protein kinase activity. Gene Ontology annotation, biological process: protein phosphorylation.